Molecule: messenger RNA, 897 nt
Organism: Paraglomus brasilianum
Lineage: Eukaryota; Fungi; Glomeromycota; Glomeromycetes; Paraglomerales; Paraglomeraceae
Source: the annotation of a GenBank genome assembly
AUGAUCCUCAAAACUGCUGUUGAGGUUGCAAUCACAGCCGUCGUAGCUGGCACUUUUUAUUACUACCUUCCCGACUUGUGGCCCUUUGUCGGUAUAGUUUUAUUCGGGUCGUGGAGUAAAUAUCUGGUCGGAAAGUUUAAUGAAAGGGCACCUGUCUUGAGUCCUACCGAAUGGAAGAAGUUUCCUUUGAUUGAGAAGAUAAGAGUCAGUCAUAACGUCGCAUUAUAUCGUUUUGGUCUUCCCCAUCCAGAAGACUUUCUUGGCCUUCCAAUUGGACAGCAUAUCUCAGUAAAAGCUGAAAUAGGCGGUAAGACAGUACAGCGUAGCUAUACACCUACGAGUUCCGACGAUGACCUUGGACACUUUGAUCUGCUGAUUAAGACGUAUCAUAAUGGAAUAAUCUCGAAGUAUAUUUCUGAACUGAAAAUCGGUGAUCAGAUUGAUGUAAAGGGACCAAAGGGUCAGUUUAAAUACGCACCAGGUUUAGUUAGAGCAGUAGGAAUGGUCGCAGGCGGAACCGGAAUAACGCCGAUGUUACAAAUAAUCCGCGCUAUACUGAAGAACCCGGAUGAUAAGACUAUUGUUAGUCUGAUAUUUGCUAACAUUGCAUUAGAAGACAUCUUGCUCAAAGACGAACUGGAUGGUCUUGCUGCUGGACACGACAAUUUCACUGUACAUUACACUUUAGACAAGCCACCGGAGGGAUGGACAGGAAAUGUUGGGUUUGUGACGGCUGAUAUGAUUAAGAAGCAUUGCCCUGCACCUGCGGCAGAUGUAAAAAUUCUAUUGUGUGGACCGGGGCCUAUGGUAUCCGUUAUGAAAAAGCAUUGUGAAACAUUAGGUUAUGAGAAACCAAGGGCCAUAUCAAAAUUGGAGGAUCAAACAUUCGCAUUCUAA